CUGCCGAUUGUGGUGCUGCCAGCUGCAUGGCAGCCAUUUUGUAUUUGAAUAUUGCGCUCGCAUGCCGACCCGACCGACCCCGAAUCCCGAGUGCGCUCCGGAUCGAUGCGCGAUUGCGUUGCUCUUCGCGACACGCACUGGGUGCAUCCCGAAUUCGUCAAGAAACGUCCGAAAGAAGACUGUUUACCAAAGUGUGUAUACAACGUGAAAACAGACCUACCUAAUAAACUUAUUAUCGGAUAUGUCGACUUGUUUGUUAGCUGAACAAUAUGACGACCACGGACUUGUUAAGUGUCUAGUGUGUGUGAAUGUGAACAAUAUUCAUAUGGAGUAGUUUUUACCCAAAGAUUUGCAAUAAUGCAAGACACCGAGGAGAUUGGACAGCGUCUUCAGAGACAUCUGCCAUUUCUACGGCAGAUGCUCAACAGUCUCAACAGGGAAUGCCCGCAAUACAUCAAAAUCAACGCCAUUUGCGAUAUCAUCGAUAAACGAAAAAAUAUUAAAUAUGUCACACUGGAGAAGUGUGAGAAGGUCAUCGAGCUGCUCCAGAAGAAAACGAAACGAACCUCGCCCCCACCAAUUGUCAUUCCUGAUGAUAAAUCAGCGGAUAAAAAAGGUAUUAAGUGUUUUGACACGCAAGCGCAGAUAUUUCAAAGCGUCAAGUCACACUUUGAGACUAUAAAUUCUCCGGAGUCACCCGUGUCGCCGUGUGAUGAAAUCGAAUCCCCGGAUGAAGGAGGAGAUGAUGUUACUACUGAACGGUAUGAGAAUGACCGACCCAGUAUAUAUUCGGUGGUGGCGGAUACUAUUAACCCUUCGCCACCGCCAAUACCACCUCCACUGCUUAACAUCCCACCUCCGCCGAUGGUUCCUGCCAUUGAUACUUCAAAACCACCCAUUUCGGCCGAGGAUCUGAAAGAGUUGCUGCUGGAUGUGGAUUUUACUGAAGAGGAGACUGAGUUGAAGAAUAAGGUGGUUGAUGCCAGUAAGGAUUUGAUCAAACAAACGCCUAAGUCUAAGGUAAGUCUAGUUCCUACGCCGUUUCAUAAAAAAAUUCGCAAAGCGGACACGAAUGGUGAUAAAAUAAGCGCGAGUAAACCGGAAGUGAAUAAGACUAAUAAGGAUAAUAAAGAUAAAGCGGAUAAAAAUAGUGUUAAGAGUAAAAGUGACAUUAAAUCGGGCAAAAGUGACAAAAACCCUAGUAAAGACUCUAAAAAUAAGGACAAUGUAAAAAAAGAUAAGUCAAAGUCGUCGCGCUCAAAGUUAGUGGAAAAAGUGGUGGAAUCCAGUUCAAUUUUUGGUAGUUUAUUGUCGAGUAUAGAUGAACAAAUGAUUGCGGAUAAGGACAAAGAAAAGACCAAAGUGCGGCGCGAUAGUAAAGAUGGCGACCAUGCCAAAUGUGAUAGUGCAAGCAGUAGUCUGAAGCAUUCCAAAGAUAAGGAUAGUAAAGAUGGCAAGGACAAUAAAAAUAAGCAUAGUAGUAAGUCACUUAUUGACAGAUUGGCCAGCAAGAUCAAAAACGCUGAAAAAGAUAUGGCGUCGGCGCUAAAAAAGGAAGGUUUAAGUGAAGCGGAGCAGGAAGCUAUAAAGAAGAAGUACAACGAGAGGAUCGCCAGGUACAAAAAGGAGAAGAGUGCAGCAAAACGACAUUCAUCUUCGAGUAGUUCGAAAUCUGACAAGUCGAAGGAACGGCGAAAAUCUGAUGAUAAGGAGAGGGAUAAGAGUAAAAAGUGUGAAAAGGAUAAACCUAAGGAGAAAAGUUCAAAGACUGAGAAAUCUGGUACUGGUACUGAAUCACUUCCGGAAGGAGACAAAACAGUGAAGAAAGAUUCUGAUGUUCCUUCACUUCCAGAAGAACUCAAAACAGUAAAAAAGGAUUCUGAAGUUCCUGUAAUUCCAGAAGAACCUAAAACAGUGAAAAAGAAUUCUGAGGUUCUUUCACCUCCAGUGGAAAAGGUUACUGAUCUUCCUGCACUUCCGGAAGGAAAGACUGAGAAAUCUGGUACUACUUCACUUUCCGAAGGAGACAAAACAGUGAAGAAAGAUUCUGAUGUUCUUUCACCCCAAGGAGAUCCCAGAACAGUGAAAAAGGAUUCUGUUAUUGCCUCUCUUCCCGAAGGAUUCAAAAUAAAAAAGAAGGUUCCUCCUACUAUUACGACUACUGCUGCAACCGUUGUACCAACACCACCUGCAAUAUCAUCCUUUAUAAGGAAAAAGGUGGAUAAGGUUGAGGAUAAAACAUCAACUGCAACAGUUACAACUCCUAGUAAUAAUACUAAACCUUUGGAACCACCUCCGUUACCAUUAGGGUUUCAAGAUUUCAACCCGUUUGCUAAUGAAACUGCCGAGAUAAAUAGGUUGAAUGCUUCGAGGAAGAAAGACGCGAAUAUUUUACGUAGUCCCCUGCAUGAGGUAGGCAAUGAACAUGGUCCUCUUCCUCAAACUAGAGAUGUUAGAGAAUCUAGGGAUUCAAGGUCUUGGCCUCAACCUCCAAUGGCUUCUGGUAGUAUGAUGAGAGGUGAUCCCUAUGGUGAAUCUUCGAAUCGCUUUGCUCACCCGGGACACCAACCACCAGGUCCGAAUUAUUAUCAUCCAUCGCGAGAUCGUCAAGUGGCAUAUGAUUCUUACGAGCCCAGACAUUCUGGCCACAUGCAAUGGAUUCCACCUGAACCUAGGAGAUCACGAUGGACACCUCCACCUCCAAAUCCACACUGGGUACCUUCGCAUAGAGGACCAGGACCAGGACCAGGACCUCGGCAUUGUUCACAACCACCCAAUGCUGGGUUUCAUCCAUUUGAUCCGAUUGGUAAUGAAUAUGACUUAAGUAUGAUGUCUCCGGUGGAUUUUUAUUCUCCUGCUAGGAAGCAGUCUUCGGUACCACAGAAUUAUAGGCAAUGGAGGCAGUUGAAGGAGAGGGAUGAGCAGAUGAAGAAGAAGAUUGAAGAAGCAAAUCAUUCAACCAUUCAAGACAAAGAUAAUAGCAAUAACGGGAAGAAAAAUGAAGAGGUUGUUAAUUCAAAGGUUGAAGAAAAACCAGCAGAAGUUGAAGCGAAAAAGAACCUGAGGUUAAAAAGGAUAAGGAGGAGCAAGAAUCAUCUACUGGGGUUAAAGAUGAUAAACCCGAAGAUCCAAUAUCCACCGAUAAUAGUUGUAGAUAAACCUGCAGAUCCUAUAUCCACCGAUGAUAAUAAAGUUACUGAUGCAACUAAGGAUGAAAAAGAGAAAGUUCCCGAAGAAGUUGUCCAACCUGUGAAGCCCGUUGAAGAGGAUCCAGUUAAAAAUGAAUCUACCGAAGGACCCAGUGUAACUGUAGUAGAUGAACCCGAUUUGAAUCUGAAUGAUGUAGAUCGUAGUAGUUUGCUUAGGAUUCUAAGUCAAGCCAAAAAGACGAAAGCUGCUGAUGGUGGUACCUAUCUUCCAGUGAGGAUUCUGGACUUGAUGGAGCGGUUUCUUCAAAAACAUGAAGAUAGUACCGGAAAAGAAGUUGCAGAAUCUACUCCUUCCAAUACUGCUACUUCUACAGAGGAAGGUGUUGAAAUUAAGAAAGAUGUUACAGAAACUAAAUCUGAAAAUACAACUGAUGAUGUACCAGAUGAUGUAAAAGAAAAAUCAAAUUCAGAAAUUCUGGAAGCGACCAAAACUAUAGUGGUAUCUGAAGAAAUGGAUUCUACAACGAUACCGGAUGAAACUUCAGAAAAUAAACCUGAUUUGAAGAAGGAUACGGAUGAUUUAGACACAGAAAAUAAAGAAGAUGAAGUUACCGAUACAGAUAUAGAAAAUUUGAAAAGGUUACUUAUUGACAGGAACCAAGAAGUUACUGAGGAGGAAAGUACCAUUGUUCGUAGACUCAGAAGACGUACCAAAUCUAUAAACUACAACGAUUCCGAGGAUUCUCCAAAAAGGAAACGAAGAACUGCUGCUGAAAUGAAGGAAGCAAACGAAGCCAAAAAUGCGGAAAUUAAAACUGAAAAUAAAACUGAUGUUAAGAAAGUCAAAGAAAAAGAACAAAAACAAAAACCUGUUAUUAAUAAGAAGAAGAAAGGAUCUAAGGAGGUACCAGCAGUGAAAGAUGAAGCAGAAACUUCCAAACCAUCAGUGGAUGACUCCGAAGAUAAAUUGGACAACAAUGCAGAAGAUGCAGAUGUGGAUGUUGACAAGAUAGACGUAGAAUUAAGCAAUUUAGACAUCACAAUCAAUAACAUUGUUGAUGGUGUGGUCAAUGUCGAACACAAAUUAUUGGAGGUGAUGGAGAAACUAUACAUGGCAGAGCAUCAAAGUAUGGAUUCCGACUCAGAAGACGAUAAUGAGUUUCUCAUCAAAGUGGCAAAACGUAAAAGUGUCCCCGCUGGAAUAUUUGAAUUCCAGGAUGAAUCAUCUACAGAAGAUUCAGAAAAACUCGACAAAGAGAAGAAGCGACCAAGAAAGUCCGAAUUGGAUAUUCUCCAUCAGGAUAUCAAGGAAAAUCUAGGCGAUGGUAUCAUGUCAUCUCGACGAGGGAACUCAUUAAGGCGCACAUCAAGUCCAGAAUCUGUACAGUCCAAUACCAGCUUCAGCAGUAAUUUGGAUUUGAAGGAUGUGAAGAUUCCGCCUGCUGUUGAUGAGUUGUUCAAAAAAGGGAAGACUUUGCGGGUUGUUUUGAAGAAGUUACCAGAUACACACGAUAUUUGUGUCUCACCUUCUACUUAUAUGCCACCUCUAACACCACCUCCGUCAAGACCAAGAUUAUCCAGGGGAUGCAAAACUCCUUUACCAAUAUUCGAUGACGAUAGUUUUGAAAAAGACUUAGAAUCACCAACUGCUGAACCUGUGAGUGUUAAUAAUACUCUAAAACGAUUGAGGCCGGCAUCAACAGAACCAGUUUCGGAAUCUAAGAAACUUAAACCAAAUUCGGUUCCUGAGAAAGCAGUACCUGCUGAACCAGUCCUAGAAAUCAAGAAGGUUAAACAAGAUUUCAUUCCUGAUAAAAACUAUUAUCUUAAGCUGGAAAAACAGGAGACAAAUGCCUGCCAUCUAUGUGACUUUAUCGGAACUCCUAUAAUAGCACAUUAUCUUCACGAACAUCCAGAUUCCGAGGUGUUGAUUUCGAGAUUGUCACCAGAUGCUACCCAGGAUGCGUUUCAGGAUUCUGUGCUUAAUGAUUACACCAACACGGAUCUCUCCGCUAUUACAGGCAAAAAGAACGCCAAGUACGAUUUCCGAUGUAGAUUCUGUUCUAAUGAUCUACAGAAGGAGCUAACGUCAACUUUUUACGAUCAUGUUAGUAGUCAUACUGGUGAACCGCGUUAUCAUUGCCCAUUCUGUGAUUUCAAACAUCAUGUUCGGGCGAUUGUUAAGACCCACAUUAGUUUUGAACAUGCGAAGAAUCAAGAACCACGUAUUGAUGAAGUACCCAAGAAUAUCGACAAACUUUUUGGUUUUUUUUGCUCGGAGUGUAAUUUUCUACAACUCAGGAAGAAAGCUGUUUCCGAACAUAUUGAAAUGUAUCAUGCUGAAGACAAAGCGUAUGUGUACACGAUUAAUAUGUCACUACCGAUUCUGCAACGUACAUUGCGCAUGCGCAAAGAUGUUGUACAAGAUGAAGGCUUCCAAGCUGAGAGGAAAUUAAGAAGUAGUCAACGUUUGAAGAAAACAGAAGUUGUAGAAAAAUCUCCUGAAGUCCCCGAAAAGAAAGUCGAAGUAUCUCCGAAAAUUACCGAAGUUGAAUUACAACCUGAAAAGUCUAAGUCUAUUAUCCCGAAAGUACCAAAGAAAACUGAGGAUGUAGUCAUGAGUGAUGUGUCAUCAAAAUCUGAAGCACCUCCAAGUUCUGCAUUUGUCUGUGCCGAUUGGGAUGAACUUCUGACACGUAGUGACGAAUCUGAGAAAACUAAGAAUAAAGUCACCACGACUCCAAAACGAAGCAGUAAUAUCGUAGAUAAACUUAAAAAUCGUCUGGAGAAACAGGAGAAAUCCCCAUCAGCGUAUCAAUCACCUCCAAUUGAUGUAGAAUAUAGAUGUACAUCAGAGAUAAUGGAUGACACAGAAAACGAUGCUGAAACCCCCGGGGAUUUAAUUGAAACCCUCAAAAAGGAGAAGGAAUCACAAAAGGACUUCCCAAUUACCGAGGAGACGUUUAAAGAUCCUCGUUUAUCAGAGGGAGCAUCUAAAUCCCUGAAAGAAAUACCAAGAUUAUUAGUAAGUGUUGGUGUGAUAGAUGCUCUAGUUGAUGAUGAUGAUCUCAUCACAUAUGUCUGUCGGAAAGCUUCGUGUAUCUUCCGGACAACUGACAGUCGUGUCCAUGAAGUCCACUGUAACUAUACCCAUGGUAAUUGUAUGGAGCGUAUAGAUUGCUCAAUGUGUUCUAUGUCUGAUAUCAACCUGUCUUUGUGUGAGUUGUUUGCGCAUCUGUGCGACCACGUGGAGGGAUAUCUAGAAUCUCGGGUGAUUGCAAAACGAGCUAAUAUCAAAGUGGAGAUUAAUCAUGAUCAUGAUGAUCUUGAACAAAACGUCGACGUGAUUGAGGUUGAAGAUGCUGAUGAUUCUCAACCAUUUGAACCGGUGAUUGAAGAGGAACAAGAAGAGUCUAAUCCAUUGGAGAAGUUCUUUGCGAUUACAAGAGUUGAAAGUCUGGCUACUAAACUAUCUGAACCCCCACCACUUGCACCACUUUCUAAGACUUUGAAGGUUAGCGAAGUGGAUUCUACACCUAAACCAACCACACCUACAAAAUCUCCUAGAGUAUCACCUGAUUGCGAAAAAGAAGAAGAUGAUACAGAUAAUAAUAAAAACUUAGAAGAAGAAAAAGAAAAGGAUAAAGUUGUUGAUAUAGAGAAGUCUCAGGAUAAGGAUGAAUCUACACAGCAAAUGGUCACGUGUAAAAUUGUUCCAAUGAAUGAAGCUGAAUUGAAGUUGGAUAGAAAGUCACCUGCGGUCAUCGAAAAGUGGUUGAACCAUAAAAUGGAAUACCUGUUUAAAUGUCCUGCCUAUGACUGCGACGCGGCAUUCCAAAGAGAGGGUUUCUUUGAACAACACCUGGAUGCGCAUGAUUUCAAAGACACGUUGAUACCUUGCUUGUAUUGCAACUUCAAAAUGCGCAAGGAGAAUAUUACAGUGCAUGUUAUGAUGCGGCACGCACAUUGCCAUUUUGGUUGUGGAUAUUGUUUGUAUCGCGCACGGCAAGAGGGUUACGUCACGGUUCAUAAUGAGUUAUGUCAUCCUGAGCAGAUACUCCAAGUGAAAAAGUUUGAUAUGACUGGGUUGUUGAAUCGUUAUCGUCCACCUAUACUGCCACCUAUCGAGAAAAUCAUCCAGCCAUAUUUAUGUGGUUGUGGACUUAAGUAUUAUGUGACUAAGAACUAUGAGGCUCAUCGUCAGAAGUGUAAAAAGCUGGAGAAUUCGGAUAAAGUCGAAGAUCGUUUCCUUUAUAACUGUCGGUAUUGUGUUAUGGGUGCGACAACAUUCCUGGAUGUAUACCGACACAUUGCGAUUGAACAUCCUUUCCAUGAUGAUGCGAUUCUUUACCGUCAGCUGCCCAGUGCUCUUGUUUUGAAUGUGGAGUACCCAGCCAUCACCAACUGCCUUAUGAUCUUGAACAAGGCCAAAAAAGUGGUUUUUCCCAAGGCCCUUACUUCCACAACGGAGGCGACAUCUACAGUUCCACAACCCAAAUCGCAACUGGUGCCUAUAAAGUUACUAAGUCACGGCAAUGCAGGAACUGCUGUUUCUUCUACAGUUAAACCUAUUACCCAGAUUGUAGCUUCUAAACCUGCAGCUGUUGGUUUACUUGAGAAACCUGUACCAAGGAUUAUGCUGGUGCAUCCCUCCGUUUUGGAUAAUAUGAAGCAGACUAGUAAAGGUCUGACACCGACUGCUUCCUUGACUACUACAACACCUUCUCUGAUAAAUACAACACCUUUCCUGACUACAACCACAACUCCCUUGGCAACAACCCUGCCUUCUUUGAUAACUACAAUAGGUCCCCUCACUGUUACCACAGCUGCUUUGACUACUUCCUGGCAACUACUAAUACUAAACCUACCUUGUAAUGCAACACCUAAGGUAUCAAUAUCAACAACAUUCACGUCAUCCACAUCGGAAUAUCAAUUUACUGACGACAUAAUCGUUAACCCAACUGAUUUGUACAAAUGCAGUAAAUGUCUAGAAGUAAUGCCGACACAGCUUAAGUUUGUGUUGCAUGUAAGCGCCACAGAUUCUCCGUGCGGAAGAAGACCAUUUGUCUGCAUGCACUGUGACAAGGAGUACAAACUAUCGGGCUCCUUUAUACAACACGUCCGUGAACAUGGGUAUAAGAGUAAGAACCUCCUUUGUGCUCUGUGCACCCAUACUGAAUUUAAAUUCAUCGCGCUUAAACAUAUGCGAGAAGUGCACAAACUGAACAACAUUGUGCUCAUCCCGCAGAAUCCGGAAAAGACCGACCCUAAUCUGGAUUACUUUAUUGGUAAGCCCAUUCGAACUUCACCAAAGGAGGUAACGUUAGAUACACUGAAGAAAAUUGCUUCCGUGGUGGAGGACGAUGAUAAUACCUUGUUUGGUCCUGAUGAUUUGGAUUCAUUGCCUACGCAACCCAUUUUUAAAUUUAUGGCGACUUGUAAGCUAUGUGAAUUUGGCACUAAAGUAAGGAGUAAUUUUCUACGUCACAUGCAACUGCAUUGUAGUGGUAAACUGGAUUCAAACCACCGAGUGGGUGAAGCUGUUAAUCCAGUUCCAUGUCUGGAGAAAAACGAGUUGAUGUUUGAUAAAAUGACGAAUUUAGCUGCGAGUAGUUUUGAAGGUCGAAUGAAUGCGAAAAGUGCUUCUGCGUCAACUUCUACAACAGACAACAAAAGUAAAUCUACAGAAUUAGAAUUGGAGAUGAAGGUACCACAGUUUAUCCCGGAUCAUCAGCGGUAUGUCUGUGGUGCGACCGGAUGUAAUUAUUUAUGCCUCGAGGAACAGAAUUUACGCCAUCAUCUACAAGCUCUCCACGAUAUUGAACAGACAUAUACAUGUAUACACUGCAAACAAGAGCUCAAUUCCACCCGAGAUGGUAAACCCACAUUUAUUGAUAUAGAUGCAAUCGUGAGUCACUUAAGAUUACAUGAACCCACUCUGUAUAAAUGUCAGCAUUGUGAGUAUUUGAACUGUAAAACAUCUCAGAUUGUUUCACACUGCAUUGAGAAACAUGUUGACAUGCCUGUAAAGUAUCUUACCAUCAGACAUGGCGCUGAUGUCGAGACACCUUCCAAGGACGAGAAAACACCAAAGAAACACCCGUGGAAGUGUGGUAUUUGUGCGUCUAGGAAACCAACCGAAGGGGAGAUAAAAUCUCACGUGUUCUUUAAACAUGCACUUGCGGCACAGUUUAAGUGCACUUAUUGUGCAUUCAAAGCUGAUAACAAAGCUGUGUUUGCUCCACAUUAUGCUGAACAUCAUCCGAUGUUCAAGACCUCUCCGGAUAUCAUUGUCGCGUAUUAUUUCGAUGACAAGGAAGAAACUGAAGAGAAGCAGCCGGAUGUGGCUAGUUUUGAUACGACGCCAUUGUGGGUUAAGAAUAGGGAUUCUGUGAAGCAUAUCCGCGGGAUAUUAUUGGACCAAGGGGCCUGGCAUGCGAAGAGAACAAUGAAGGCUCAAUUAAAGGCGGCUGUGAAAAGUGUAACGCCUGUGAAGCGGAGAAUGUCUACGAAGGGUUCAGAACAACCUGCUAAAAUACAAAAAACAUCAGUUCCAAAAGAAGAGAUUUGUGUUGUUCUGAAUGGUAAAACAGAACCGCCGAUACAAAAUGCGGAAUCAUUGGAUCCAUCUGAGAUUACCGCCAUAAUUGAAAUUGCUGAUGAUGAUGAUGAUGAUGAUGACAAAACACCUGAACCAAAUGAACAAAAAGAUUCAGCUGAUCCCCCUAUGAAAGACUUGCGAAAAAUCCCAAUUGAUAAGCUCAUUGCCACCGACUACAUCUCCACGUAUGGGCCGCUUGGUAAACCCGAUAAAUCCAAAUUUGCGUGUCCGUUGUGCACCGCAUUGUAUCCCUACAACAAACAUGCAUUCAAACACCAUCUCUAUGAAGAAUUGCAGUACAAUCGGUUUCAAUGCAUGCUCUGCAACCAGCAAACUACAACUUAUGGCAAAAUGAUCGAGCAUUAUGCGGCGAAGCAUCUGAAACUCUGUGAAAUUGAUUCCAUCGCGAAAUUGAGUAAGAAUAACACUAUUGAAACGUGGGUAGCGAAGGUCGUUUUGGUUCAAAGUCGGAUUAUUCUACAUAAUCGAGCGAUGAGAGUGAAUCAGAAAAAAAUUCCGCCGUCGAAUAAAACGCCCCAACCGAAAAGCAUCGAAACGAAUAAAAUGUAUGCAUGCAUGCAUUGCAAGCAUGAAACCUACACGACGACGGAAGCCGUAGCGCAUUGCAGGGCCGCACAUUCUGGUCUUGCAGUACGAGUUUAUCAGCGAAAGUGAAAAAGUACUCCAGUGUAAAUAGUGUAUAGAUAUUUUUAUGAUUAGAUUCCUACGUUCAAUUUCGACGCAAAAUGUUUCUUUUUUCGUUUAUUUUUGUACUGUUAUUAUAAUGCACAUUAUUUCUGACGGGACGUUGUUGUUGAGUUUCCUUUACGUUCAAAAUUGGUUAUGUGUCCAGUGUUGAAACUAGAUAUAACCUUAAACUGUAUAAGUUAAUAAAUAUUGACUGUUACGCCAUGUUGAAGAAGAAGUGAUGAAAAUUAAACAUGUUUUUUUAGAUCA
Messenger RNA from Dalotia coriaria, 10707 nucleotides. RefSeq lists its product as uncharacterized. The record is from RefSeq and is a predicted model, not a curated record. Gene Ontology annotation, molecular function: RNA polymerase II cis-regulatory region sequence-specific DNA binding; DNA-binding transcription activator activity, RNA polymerase II-specific. Gene Ontology annotation, cellular component: nucleus. Gene Ontology annotation, biological process: regulation of transcription by RNA polymerase II. Lineage: Eukaryota; Metazoa; Arthropoda; Insecta; Coleoptera; Staphylinidae.